AUGCUUCUGACGAGCGGAGACCCGAGCGACCGCUACCCUCUCUCCGGCGAGGGCGGUGGGAAGUUGCCGGCGCGGGUUUACCGGCGGCGGAGCCUGGGCUCCUCGGUCUCCGCUCUCCUCCGAGGGCGGGCGUGCCACCUGCUCCAGGGCGUCCUCCGGUGUCUGUCCAGAUCGCAGCCGGCGACGAGAGUGACCCGCUGGACCCCGUCUGACCUUCUGCGCUUCAGCGCGUGCGCGGUCGCAGAGGCCGCCUGGGACCCCGUGGUGACACUGAGCGGCAGGUGCCCCGUGCCGGCUGGCUGCCCUCGGGAACGGGCCUCGCCCCUGAGCGUCCCAUUCCCUCAUCGGGGCAGCUGCGGUUUACGGGGUCUGUCCAUCUUCCUGAUCGAUGGAGUGUACAGCCCCGAGCAGCAGCAGCGGCAGCAGCUCGUCCAGGAGGAAGUCCAACGGUCCAAGAGCUCGGCGGCCGCCGCCGCCGCUGCCGCCGAGGUUAAGGAGCAUAAGGCGGGCAAGGCGGGCGAGUCGCCGCUGGCCAACAGCCUGGGCCUGCAGACCUACUCGGUGGAGAUGCCCGCCAUGUCGCCCGGCGGGGGCAUGAUGGGCGGCGGCGGCCUCGACGAGCUCCAGAAAAGGGUGCCAAAGCUCAUCUUCAAGAAAGGAAGCAGGAAGAACACAGACAAAAGCUACCUGAACUUCGUGUCGCCGCUGCCGGACCUCGUGGGGCAGAAGUCCUUGUCGGGGAAGCCCGGCAGCUCCCUCGGCAUCGCGGCGAACGCCGGCACGGAGACCCUCGGCCUCCUGCAGGGCGCCGGCGGCAAGCAGGGCCCGAUGAACAGCAAUUACGACGAUGCCAUGCAGUUCUCCAAGAAAAGGAGGUACCUGCCCACCGCCACCAGCAACAGUGCCUUCUCGAUCAACGUGGGCCACAUGGUCUCCCAGCCGUCCGUCAUCCAGGCCGCCGCCGGGGUCAGCGUCCUGGAGAGCGAGGCCCCGCUGUCGCUGAUCGACUCCUCCGCGCUGAACGCGGACAUCAAGUCCUGCCACGACAAGUCCGGCAUUCCUGACGAGGUCCUGCAGAGCAUCUUGGAUCAGUACUCCAGCAAGUCGGAGAGCCAGAAGGAGGACCCUUUCAGCAUCGCCGAGCCGCGCGUGGAUUUACACGCCUCAGGAGAGCACUCGGAGCUGGUGCCGGAGGGGAGCCUGAGCCCCGGGUCCCAGACCCCCUCCAGCGACAAGGCGAUGGUGUUGCAGGAAUACUCCAAAUACCUCCAGCAGGCGUUCGAGAAAUCCACCAACGCAGGUUUCGCGCUCGGACACGGUUUCCAGUUCGUCAGUCUGUCCUCACCUCUCCACAACCACACGUUGUUCCCGGAAAAACAGAUUUACACUACGUCUCCCUUGGAGUGUGGUUUCGGCCAGUCUGUUACCUCAGUGUUGCCAUCUUCGUUGCCAAAGCCUCCUUUUGGGAUGUUGUUCGGAUCGCAGCCGGGUCUGUACCUGUCUGCUCUGGAUGCCACCCACCAGCAGUUGACCCCUUCCCAGGAGCUGGACGAUCUGAUCGACUCUCAGAAGAAUCUAGAGACUUCCUCGGCCUUCCAGUCCUCAUCUCAGAAACUGCCGAGCCAGAAGGAGCAGCAGAAAAACUUGGAGUCCUCCACCAGCUUUCAGAUGCCAUCUCAGGAGUUAGCGAGCCAGAUGGACCCUCCGAAGGACAUCGAGCCUCGAGCAACGUACCAGAUCGAGAACUUUGCACAGGCGUUCGGUUCUCAGUUCAAGUCGGGCAGCAGGGUGCCAAUGACCUUUGUCAGUAACUCUAACGGCGAAGUGGACCACAGAGUCAGGACUUCGGUGUCAGAUUUCUCAGGGUACACAAACAUGAUGUCGGAUGUGAGCGAGCCAUGUAGUACGCGAGUAAAGACGCCCACCAGCCAGAGCUACAGGUAAGCCCCAGGUGACAGGCUGGCGGUCGAAGGAUGCGGUUUCUGUUUCGUUCUGAGAACACUGCCAUUGGAAUGUUUGUACACGAUCCUCUUAAGAAUAAUGUAAUGCCCUUUCAAUGCAACUUUUCAUAUUUAGUUUAUUUUGUUAGUGUGAUUUUAGCUCUGUUUCUAUUAUGAUUUUUAAUCGAAAUCAAUAGAUUAAAAAUAGUUUGACAUUCAAAGUGACAAUGUUUAGCAAUCAAAUUUACAUGUAUAGAUCGUCAGGGAAUAGCCCAAAAGUUUUAAAUGCAAAAAAAAAAAAAGAAAAAAGAAUGGAAAAAAAAAAGAAAAAAAACUAUGUAAAAAUACAAAACAAAAAAACUUUGUUGCUAGGAUUAAGGUUAUUCUAAUUGCUUUACUCUCAGGAAAGUGUAAUAACGCAUGGGAAUUCUGUACGCUAUCACUGUAACGGGAUAUCCAGUUUACAGAUGGUAUGGUAUACGUUUCACCAUUUCAGUAAGGGAUCGAAAACAUUUCAAAUUGCUCUGUCUGGGCUGAUAAGAUUUACAUUUCAUCGUUUGAGUAAGGGAUCGAAAACAUUUCAAAUUGCUGUCUCCAUCUGGGCUGAUGCGAAGUUCGAGAUGUGGGCGACCCGUGUUCUGUGGCGGCUUCUUACUGUGCCCUGAGCUUCCCGACCACGUCCAUCCCAGCCGGGCAGGACGGAUUCUGGGACCUUUGAUCAAAGCCUGGGAUGAUAGCUUUAAUUAAAGAAGAAAUAAUCUUUAAAAAGCACCCUCUCCUUGCCCCACCUGUGACCAGGCUGCGGUUCCAUGAGGAGUCAGUCAGCUGACGUCUGGCCAGUGUUGAAGCCUGAGUCGGGUGCCAGUGUUAGGACCCACGUUGGAAUUACAUAGUUUGAAACGGGGGGUGUGUGUUGUUGUUCUGCGCAGCCGGGAGGCACUGUCCUCUUGUCUGGUACACGUCACCCACACUUCUGGGUGCUUGUGUUUUUGUUUUUUUUUCUCCUUCUGAACCUACGCUCUUUCUAAGAGUUCUGGGCCUUGUCUUGACAGUUUCAACUUUAGAAUGAGUUACAUUCCAAUAAGCAUCUUACAUGCCUAUGGCAUCCAAAUACUAAACAAUAAGAUGAACACCUGCCACUCCCCACCUUGAACAACAACAACAGAACCCCAUCUAGAUUUUCACGUGUCAUCACGCCCCGCGCACUCGGAGCUGGAGAGGUGACGAAGGUGUGUAAUUCCAGCUGGUGCCAUAGCUCACGGGAGGGGGAGUCGGGGGGGGGCCCGCCUUUCGUAGUGACCUCAGAGCCUCUUGGUGGAGCCGCAGCCUGGUCGCACGGUGCACAGGGGCGCCCGUCAGUAUUGUGCAGGGGCCGCGCGCAGCCACCCGAGCCAGCUCCCAGCCCCAUUGCCAUUUGCAGCUGCUGGCGACGGUGGCUGUGCUCCGAACCACUUUUUAGCCAUUGUAUUUUCCUCCUGAUGAUAUUUUUUAAUGGACUUGGGUGUUUGCGCUGAUGAGUUUUUAUGUACUUUUGGGGAUGUCUCAGUCUUACGUCCUCCGCUGACGUCAGGAAAGUACCACUGUUUGUUUGCAGUCUGAUUGUGCAACCAGCCUCACGGCGUCCGUGUGUGAUACAGUCAUUAAUUCUGUGCGAGUGUAAGACACUUCUGUUAUGAAAGCAGUGUUUGGGAAAUAAGAAAUUAUUAAAAUGGUUACAAAAUACUAGUUAAUUUCCUCCCCACACUUUUCCUCCCUGAGGUGUUGCUUUUGCCAGCUGAAGGCUCGCCUGCGUGUCACCGCAGGGUUCUUAGACAAUGUGUUUAACCCUCUUACAUACACUUGGUUCUAAAGUCUGUAUUUCUUAUCUGGGGGACGCGGUUGAGUUCUGCGGGGUGCAGAGCACGAGCUGUGAGGAGGACGGAGAGGACCUUCCCACUGUCUCUCAAGAUGUACGGUUCCCCGUGUUUUGUUUUAUACAGGUUUUGGAUUUCUCUAACUUUUAUUGUGUGUACUGAAACUGCAUAUGUAUUAUUCUGAUUGUUUGCUCUAGUUUACUACCAAUAAAAGAACUGUUAAUCACAAAAUUGCAAA
Messenger RNA from Myotis lucifugus (little brown bat), 4031 nucleotides. RefSeq names its product zinc finger protein 281 (gene ZNF281). The coding region runs from base 1 to 1944 and encodes 647 amino acids. NCBI's taxonomy places the organism in Eukaryota, Metazoa, Chordata, Mammalia, Chiroptera, Vespertilionidae. The record is from RefSeq and is a predicted model, not a curated record. The transcript has 4 exons.